Messenger RNA from Onychomys torridus (southern grasshopper mouse), 2415 nucleotides. RefSeq names its product zinc finger protein 205 (gene Znf205). The record is from RefSeq and is a predicted model, not a curated record. NCBI's taxonomy places the organism in Eukaryota, Metazoa, Chordata, Mammalia, Rodentia, Cricetidae. The transcript has 7 exons. Bases 324 to 1973 code for a protein of 549 amino acids. Gene Ontology annotation, molecular function: DNA-binding transcription repressor activity, RNA polymerase II-specific. Gene Ontology annotation, biological process: negative regulation of transcription by RNA polymerase II.
CUGCAGCUUUGAGAGAACUGCUGAGAGUGGGCAGCUGAUUCGUGGAUUCCAGGCGAGGCUGUAUCCACCUGGGGCAUACGGCAGGCACCACCGCACUGGCACCUCUUUUGUGGGAUCUCUGCAGAGCCUUUCUGCGCCCAUGACAAGAAACCCCGAUCCCGACUUACCCCUCACUUUGCCUCAGCUGACUUCACCGAGAUUUGAGACUCUUGCUUCAGUGACAAAGGGGACAAUACCAUGCCUUUCAACGAAACCCGAAAAUAUCAUUCAGCACGGGGCUCCACAGGGUCCUGCAGACCUCUUUUGCACUUUGGUUAGACACGAUGUCUGCAGACAGUAAGGGCAUCCUGGCUGCUGAGAGCAAGGAGAAAACCCAUGAGGUUCCAGGUCGUGGGCAGUGCUGUGGAGACAUGCUCUCUGGGCAAGAGGAGACAGCCUUGGCAGCCUCUCAGGAGUCAACACAUAUUAAGGCAGAGCCGGAAGAACCACCCCCUGAGGGGGUAUCAUUGGAGGAUAGAGCUCCAGGAACACAGGGCUGGAUGCCCCAGAGUCCUGGCUCUAAGGAGAAAGCUCUGUUCCUGCCUGGCAGAGCACUUCCCUCACCCUGGAUUCCAGUACUUUCCCGAGGGGGAAGGCCCAGAGAACGACAGGUGGCCGCGGCACUCCUCACCGCCUGGUCCCAGAUGCCGGUGACCUUUGAGGAUGUGGCUCUGUACCUCUCCCGGGAGGAGUGGGGAAGGCUGGACCACACACAGCAAAAUUUCUACAGGGAUGUACUACAGGAGAAAAACGGGCUAGCUUUGGGGUUUCCGUUCAGCAGACCUCUCUGGGUCCCCCAAGUUCACGGGAAGGGCGAGGUGGCGAGUUCCAGCAGACCGCCAGGUGCCGAGGAGAGAAGAGGCCUUGGUUCAGGGGUUGUGGAAAUGGGGAAGGUGGUCCCAACCCUAGCCAUGGCAACCCUGGAGGACGCGAAACCCUUAAGGACCAGGGCCAGGUGGGCUCCCCGGGAAGAGCCACAGUGUGGUCAGCAAGUGGCUAGCGGCCUGGGUGCAAAGAUGGCCAGAGACUCUGGGGAAGCCAGGCAGCCCAAGCCCUCCCCACCCGACACACAUCCUCUCAAGAACCCAGAGAACAGCGGCCCAGGGAAACCCAGCGCGGAGGAGAAGGGCGCCCUGGAAAGUGGCGAGGAAGGUCUUGUUGCGGACGGUGACCCGGGCAGGAAGACAUACGAGUGCGAACAGUGUGGCAAGGGCUUCAGCUGGCACUCACACCUGGUGACACACCGGCGCACUCACACGGGUGAGAAGCCCUACACCUGCACGGACUGCGGCAAGCGCUUCGGCCGCAGCUCCCACCUCAUCCAGCACCAGAUCAUCCACACGGGCGAGAAGCCCUACACCUGCCCCUCGUGUUGGAAGAGCUUCAGCCACCACUCCACGCUGAUCCAGCACCAGCGCAUCCACACCGGUGAGAAGCCGUACGUGUGCGACCGCUGCGCCAAGCGCUUCACCCGCCGCUCAGACCUGGUCACACACCAGGGCACUCACACCGGCGCCAAGCCGCACAAGUGCCCCGUCUGCGGCAAGUGCUUCACGCAGAGCUCCGCCCUGGUCACGCACCAGCGCACCCACACCGGCGACAAGCCCUACCCGUGCCCGGAGUGCGGCAAGAGCUUCAGCCAGCGCUCCAACCUCAUCGCGCACAACCGCACGCACACGGGCGAGAAACCCUACCACUGCCUGGACUGCGGCAAGAGCUUCAGCCACAGCUCUCACCUCACCGCCCACCAGCGCACCCACCGCGGUGUGCGGCCCUACGCCUGCCCGCUCUGCGGCAAGAGCUUCAGCCGCCGCUCCAACCUGCACCGGCACGAGAAGAUCCACACCACCGGGCCCAAGGCCUUGGCCAUGCUCAUGCUGGGGGCGGCGGCGGCAGCGGGGGCGCUCACCGCACCCCCACCUGCUCCCACUUAGAAGCCACAGAGAGACAGAAGAGAGCACCCAGGGUAGCUGGGACAGUCCCCGCUGAUGCUGGAGCCCUGGGAAGAAGACACUGGGUCCUAGCCAGUGGGAUGGACCGGGAUGAGGGCGGGGAGCUGUCAGGGUCCAGCGCUGGCACCAGGUGGGACAUGGUGACGUGGGAGGAGAGGGCGAGCACUCUAGCUGCAGAUUAAAGGCCUUGGAUUGCAAGCUGUGGCCUGUGGCUAUGUCUGCCUGGUGCUUGAGCCGAUCGCUGAGCGUCCCGCAGCUCUUGGUUCUACCAUGGUCCUCGGUCAGGCAUUCCUGAGUCCCCUCUUUUGGCCUGGAAGCCUCUCUUCCCUGACUCUUGGGGUCAGGGUCCCUUUUGUCAAAGGCCUAUUCCAGAACAUGGGGACCUUUUUUAGAAAAAUAAUAACUUUUGUGGUUGUUGUUGGUA